AUGAAGAAGAAAACUGUACUGAGCAAUUUACAACCAAGCUCCCUCCUUUUUUCCCUUUAUUUCUCCCUUUCUGCUGAUGGCUUUCCAGAGACCGAUCUGAAGGUCACUGGGAUUGACUUUCUCAAGAGCAAGAACUGUCCCCAGCACCACACAGAUGCCUACAACAUCACAAACCUGGUGGUGCGGCGUGGGAUGCCCUUUGACCUCCAAAUCAGCUUCAGCAGGGAGCUGAAGCCCUCUGACAAGCUGGCGCUGCGCUUUGGCAUCGGUGAAAAGCCAAUGAAGAACAGGGGGACCCUGAUGUCACUGAACCCAAGGAGGGAGCCAGAUCUCAGUGGCUGGAAAAUCUCCAUCGCCAAGAAAAGUGGCAAAGAGUGUCUGCUGUCUGUCACCAGCUCACCCAGUGCCCCGGUGGGAAAGUACACCCUGAAUGUGAAAACUGGGACUAACAUUUACAAGCCUGAGAACAGUGAGGUCUACCUGCUGUUCAACCCUUGGUGUGAAGGUGAUGCUGUCUUCCUGGAUGAUGAUGCCAAGAGGAAGGAGUAUGUGCUCAAUGACACAGGCAUCAUCUACGUUGGCUCUGCAAACAGCAUCUACAGCAGACCCUGGAACUUUGGGCAGUUUGAGGAGUCCAUCUUGGAUGCCUGCAUGUAUCUGCUGGACAAAAGUGAACUCAAGCUGGCCAAGAGAAGAGAUCCUGUGAUUGUGUCCAGAGUCAUGUCUGCUUUGGUUAAUGCCAACGAUGACAGUGGAGUCCUGCUGGGGAACUGGUCAGGCAAUUACAGCAAGGGCACCUCCCCCAUGGACUGGAUCGGCAGCGUCUCCAUCCUGCAGCAGUUCUACAAAAACAAGAAGCCAGUCCUCUAUGGGCAGUGCUGGGUCUUUGCAGGAGUCCUCACCACUGUCAUGCGCUGCCUGGGCAUCCCCUCGCGCUGUGUGACCAACUUCAACUCCGCGCACGACACCGACGACAACCUGCGGGUGGAUGUCUACCUGAACGAGUACGGCGAGAAGAUGAACUCCAUGUCCUUCGACUCAGUCUGGAACUUCCAUGUGUGGAAUGACGCCUGGAUGAAGCGGACAGACCUGCCAUCGGGGUUUGAUGGCUGGCAGGCCAUCGAUGCCACCCCUCAGGAGCAGAGUCAAGGCAUUUUCCAGUGCGGGCCGUGCCCGGUGAAGGCUGUGCGAGAGGGCAGCGUGUACCUGCCCUACGACGGCACCUUUGUGUACGCCGAGGUGAACGCUGACCAGAUCUACUGGCUGGUCAGGGAGGUCAACGGCCGCCAGAAGAUCACCAAGCUCAGCAGCGAGACGCGCGCCAUCGGCGUCAACAUAAGCACCAAGGCCGUGGGGCAGGACAAGCGCGAGGACAUCACCUCUGAGUACAAGUUCCCUGAAGGCUCUGAGGAGGAAAGGAAGUCCAUGCAGAAAGCUUCCUCCUUCAUCCGCCCUGCCACGCUGAUCCCUCGCGCACACUACGCUGCUGGGCAGGUCAUGCCUGUGGAGAACAGCUCUGAGCUGCUGCAGGACACCAUCUCCAAAACUGGGCUGCAGAUUGAGAUCACCAAUGUGGCACCUUUGUAUCCUGGCAGCCCCCUUGAGCUGGCCAUCACUGUGAAGAUUGCUUCUCCUGGCACCUGGGCCAUCAACCUCGUUGGCUCCUGCCAGCUGCAGUCCUACACUGGGAAAAUUGAGGGUAACCUUGGAUAUGUCAAGGAGACCAUCCAGCUGGAAGGGCAAUCUGAGAAGCAGAUCCCUCUGAAGAUCAUGCCUGACACCUACCUGAGCAUUCUGGCUGCAGUGGAAGACGAAGUGCUGGUCCACGUCACUGCCUUUGCUGAGGUGCAGGGCGUGGAUGACAAACUCACCAAGGAGGUGACAAAGAGAUUCGACUACCCACCCAUCACCAUCCAGAUGCCAGAAAGAGCCAAACUGAAUGAGGAUUUCACCUGUGCCUUCAUCUUCAAGAACAAGCUGAACAUGGCCCUGGACAACUGCAAGCUAAUGGUGGAGGGCUUGGGCCUGUUUAAGAUGACAACAUUUGAUCAGGGGGAUUUACCGCCUGGCAGGAUCAUGAAGUCUGAAAUAAUUUGCAAACCAACCAGAGUAGGAGAGAAGAAAAUAGUGGCCAAGCUGAGUGCCACCCAAGUCAAAGGCAUCUCAGCAGAGAAGUCCAUCACCAUCUUCGAGUAGCAGCAGUGCU
This is a messenger RNA of Indicator indicator, 2206 nucleotides long. It is a transcript of the gene TGM4, whose product is annotated as transglutaminase 4. Gene Ontology annotation, biological process: peptide cross-linking. The coding region runs from base 1 to 2196 and encodes 731 amino acids. The transcript is spliced from 13 exons. Lineage: Eukaryota; Metazoa; Chordata; Aves; Piciformes; Indicatoridae. Gene Ontology annotation, molecular function: protein-glutamine gamma-glutamyltransferase activity. The record is from RefSeq and is a predicted model, not a curated record.